Drosophila elegans is the source of this 2907-nucleotide messenger RNA. It is a transcript of the gene Lgr3, whose product is annotated as relaxin receptor 2. Gene Ontology annotation, cellular component: membrane. The coding region runs from base 436 to 2745 and encodes 769 amino acids. NCBI's taxonomy places the organism in Eukaryota, Metazoa, Arthropoda, Insecta, Diptera, Drosophilidae. The transcript is spliced from 10 exons. The record is from RefSeq and is a predicted model, not a curated record. Gene Ontology annotation, molecular function: protein-hormone receptor activity; protein binding; G protein-coupled receptor activity. Gene Ontology annotation, biological process: G protein-coupled receptor signaling pathway.
GCGUUUGGUCCUUGUAUCCUGUAUCCUUUCCGGUUUUUGUCCAUCCCAAAGUAAAACACUUCCUCUUGAGAAGCGCGCGCGACUUUCGUUUUUCAAAACAGGAAAAAAAAGUGUUGCCCACUUAGGGGGGCAGUGAAAGUGGCAGCAAAGAAAUAAAGAGGCGUCGGAACACACAUUUGAAUGCCAAAUGAAGUGACAAGAAAUUAACGAAAAACGACAAAAAAACAAAAAAGAGUAGAACGAUAUAAGAAAUAAUAAUACAAAAACUCAAUGAGUCAGCACCGCAGUGGUGUUAUGGGGGCGUGACCGGAGUGGGAAUUGAGUGCUCCUAAUGAUGAACUCGGUCAAGGAGCCAGUGCAGCCACGCUGGCCAAGUAAUUAGAUAAGCGAGCUUGGGAUUGGGAAACACAAACAGGACCGAACCGAUAAAUCGCAAUGGUCUACGGUAGGAGCAUCGCCGUGGGCGUCGUCCUGAUGACCGUCGUCCUGCUGCUGGCCGCCGGGAUAUUCUACUUAAGUCUGGGACCCUGCCCCACGGGCAGUUUCGCCUGCGACAACGGCACGCUGUGCGUUCCGAGGCGCCAAAUCUGCGACAGUCGGCCCGAUUGCGCCGACAGCAGCGACGAGCAUCCCGUGGAAUGCGGACUCCUCUACGGCAGCAAGGAGAUUGCCGACAAGAUUGUGCGCAGUGCCAUUGAAAAGAAGCAACAGCGCCUAAUCUCCGCCGUCUCGAAUGCAAGCGGCGUGGAUUUAUCACCGCCGGCGGUGCCACGGAAUCAGAGCCUAACUUUAAACAUGACUUGUGAUAUCGUCACAUAUCCGAAAACCUGUCAGUGUGGCCAGAAAACUAUUUUAUUCUGCGGUCGCUAUGCAAAGUUGCGUCGAUUUCCCCGGACAAGUUCGGAGGUCACCAAUCUGAUCAUCAUCCGCAACAAUCUGACCUUGAGGGACAAUAUCUUUGCAAAUUUGACGCAUCUCCAAAAGCUGACACUUAAGUACAACAACAUAUCACGUGCCCCGCUGGGCAGCUUCACUGGCCUGGUUCACCUGGAGCGCCUUGAAUUGAGCCACAACAACAUCAGCCACCUGCCCCAUGGAAUUUUCAUCGGAUUGCAGAGCCUGCAGUGGUUGUUCCUGGUGAACAACCACCUGCACCACCUGCCCAUGGAGCAGUUGCGACUUAACCGCCGGCUGGAGUGGUUAGUCCUGAGUAGGAAUCGCCUCACCCUGCGGAAUGUGCAGAUGCCGAAAAUCCCGUCGCUCUACGAAGUUUAUUUGGAUUUCAAUCGAAUCGAAUACAUUGGCAAGGAAACUUUUUCCCAAUUGGAUAAUUUACAUUUGCUAGAUCUUCAGCAUAACCUCAUCACUCACAUCCAUGGACAAGCCUUUGCGAAUCUCACCAAUAUGCGAGAUAUCCGCCUUGUCGGUAAUCCCAUUAAGGAGUUAUCUGGCGAAACAUUUCUGCACAACACUCGACUGGAGGCACUUUCUCUGGCCCACAUGCCCAUUCACAUCACCGGCAGCCUAGUGGAGCCGCUGAACAUCUCGUUCCUGAAUCUUUCGGGCAUUCGUUACGAUCACAUCGACUUCGCGGCCAUUAAUUCGAUGCGCAACCUCACCUAUAUAAUCUACGAUAGAUUCUUUUACUGCUCGAUGACGCCGCAGGUGAGGAUGUGCAAGCCCUCCACCGAUGGGAUCAGUUCCUUUCAGGACCUCUUGAGCAAACCCGUGCUCCGAUACUCCGCCUGGGUUAUGGCCACUCUGACAAUAGCUGGCAAUGUCCUGGUUCUUUGGGGACGCUUUAUUUACCGGGACGAGAACGUGGCUGUGACGAUGGUCAUCCGGAAUCUGGCCCUGGCCGACAUGUUGAUGGGCUUCUAUCUGGUCACCAUUGGAGUGCAGGACUAUCGCUACCGGAACGAGUACUACAAGGUUGUGCUGGACUGGAUCAGCUCGUGGCAGUGCACGCUGAUUGGAACCCUGGCCGUGAGCUCCUCCGAGGUGUCGAUGUUAAUUCUGGCCUUCAUGUCGCUGGAACGCUUCCUGCUUAUCGCGGAUCCCUUCCGUGGCCACCGCAGCAUCGGAAGUCGGGUGAUGUGGCUGGCUCUGAUCUGCAUCUGGAUUACGGGUGUGGGACUGGCGGUGGUUCCAGUGCUUCUCUGGCGGACCAGCACUCUGCCCUACUAUGGAUCCUAUUCGGGCACCUGUUUUCCUCUGCACAUCCACGAAGCCUUUCCCAUGGGCUGGCUUUACUCGGCCUUUGUGUUCCUGGGAGUCAAUUUGCUGCUACUGGUGAUGAUCGCCAUGCUCUACACGGCACUCCUCAUCUCGAUAUGGCGGACGCGAAGUGCCACUCCGCUGACUCUCUUGGAUUGCGAGUUCGCGGUGAGAUUCUUUUUCAUUGUACUGACCGAUUUCCUGUGCUGGGUGCCCAUUAUAGUUAUGAAGAUCUGGGUGUUCUUCAACUACAAUAUCUCCGAUGACAUAUACGCCUGGCUGGUGGUCUUUGUGCUGCCCCUUAACUCGGCGGUGAAUCCGCUUUUGUACACUUUCACCACGCCCAAGUAUCGCAAUCAGAUCUUCUUGCGCGGCUGGAAGAAGAUAACCUCCAGAAAGCGAGCAGAGGCGGGCAAUGGUAAUGUGGCGACCACCACGACGGGCACGGCCACCGGAUCGUCACAGCAUCCGGACGACUCUACGACACUGGCCAGAGCCAUGCCACUGGCCCUUACUUUGUCAAACUAACACAUUCCUGUGGCGGUCAUCGAACUUGUAUACCAUCAGAUUUAGCAGCAUUUAUUUUGUCUAUGAUAUCAAAUAUUUAUAUAUUUGUGUGUGAAUAUCUAACCUGUGUAAGUUAACCAAACGAAAGUGUGAAAUAAAUUGAAUGUGAUAUUUGUAAGGCAA